Molecule: messenger RNA, 7139 nt
Organism: Rattus rattus (black rat)
Lineage: Eukaryota; Metazoa; Chordata; Mammalia; Rodentia; Muridae
Gene: Mob1b
Product: MOB kinase activator 1B
Exons: 6
Coding region: 794-1444 (216 amino acids)
Biological process (GO): hippo signaling; positive regulation of protein phosphorylation
Cellular component (GO): nucleus; cytoplasm
Molecular function (GO): protein kinase activator activity
Source: RefSeq, a predicted model, not a curated record
AUCAGGCUUGGUGGCUGAACCAUCUCAGGAGACAACCAUUCUUAUCUAAAUAUAAAGCUUGGCCCUCAGCCUCUUAAGCAUGUGAGAAUUAAAGAUCCUCCGAGUGCCAGGCUGAAUAAUAAGUUUUGUGCGUUAGGUCUUAGAAGGGACUCCACAACUGGUUAAAUCCAUAUGGCCACGGAUAAUCAGCCUCCCUGCCACUCUGGACCUCAGUUCUCCUUGGCUCCCUCAGUUUCCCUAGCUCAGUUCGUGGGGUGCUUGCCGAAAUCAGAGCACAGAAAGCAAGUCCAGGGCCUUCCGCUGUCCUCUUUGAUGGCGACUCCCUCCCUCUCUACUAGACCCAGGCGUCUUGGAAUGGAAGUCCACUUCCCCGCUGGGCUCCGGUCACUGUGGAGCUGCUCCGGACGCCGGGCCGCGACCCCGGGCCACGUGCUCGGGCAAACCUGCGGCGGGUCAGCGUGGGAGGCCGAGGUGACCCGAAGGUGAUCCCGAGGUGGGCGGGGCGCCGGAGCUCGCUCUCGCGAGACUUCGUCGCGGGGGCGCGGAGCUGGCGGAGAGGACGCGGCGGGCGGCGCUUCCUCCGCCGCUCCGUUUCCACUCCGCCGAGCUAGCCGAAUCCAGGUCUUCCAUUUCCGCCCGCCGGUCCGCUGGCCGCUGGAAGUAGCGAAGCCGAAGAAGUUGUGGCCGCCCCGCCGCCGGCGCGCGUCCUCCUCCCGCCCUUGCUUUUCCUCUGAUUCAGGCCCGCUGCCCCAAGCUUCGCUCUGCCGAGCCCGCAGCCCACGCCGCGGCCGACAUGAGCUUCUUGUUUGGUAGUCGCUCUUCUAAAACUUUUAAACCAAAGAAGAACAUACCAGAGGGGUCUCACCAGUAUGAGCUCUUAAAACAUGCAGAAGCCACGCUGGGCAGUGGCAACCUGCGGAUGGCCGUUAUGCUUCCUGAGGGAGAGGAUCUGAAUGAGUGGGUUGCAGUUAACACUGUGGAUUUUUUCAAUCAAAUCAAUAUGCUGUAUGGAACUAUCACAGACUUCUGUACGGAGGAGAGCUGUCCGGUGAUGUCAGCUGGACCAAAAUAUGAGUAUCACUGGGCAGAUGGAACAAACAUAAAAAAGCCCAUCAAGUGUUCUGCACCAAAGUAUAUUGAUUACCUGAUGACGUGGGUUCAGGACCAGCUGGAUGAUGAGACAUUAUUUCCAUCAAAAAUUGGUGUUCCAUUCCCCAAGAAUUUCAUGUCAGUGGCAAAAACCAUACUCAAACGACUCUUCAGAGUCUACGCUCACAUUUAUCAUCAACAUUUUGACCCCGUGAUCCAGCUUCAGGAGGAAGCACAUCUCAAUACAUCUUUCAAGCACUUUAUUUUUUUUGUUCAGGAGUUCAACCUUAUUGACAGACGAGAGUUGGCACCACUGCAAGAGCUGAUUGAAAAACUCACCUCAAAGGACAGAUAGAGGAUGCAAAGCUGUGCACUCUUCUUCAGAUGGAGCUGCGUGCGCACAGUGUCGUUGGCUUUGUUAUAUUUCACUUUUGUCUAGAGUGUUUCUGUUUUAGGUUCUGGGGCUUGCUUGGGUUCCCUUUUUUCUUCUGAAUAUAUAAAAUCAUAUUCUGUCGCUAGAGGAAGCUGAGAACCAUUUGAAAAGAGCAGAUUUUGUCUUAGUGGUAUCCAGUAUUUUUUUCUGUUUUAUUUUUAUGAACCUGGUUUUGGUUACUUGAGGAGUUUAUAUAAUAGUGUGCGCUGGAAACAGAUGCGAACUGACUGAAGUGCUGAUGGACUGGGCCUGUGUGUGCAGACUGUGGCCCACUUUGGAGUCCCUAAAAGACUGACGUGGUUUUAAGUGCCUUGAUAGGCUCACUUCUAAGGUGCAAAGCACAGAUAUAGGACUGAACAGAGCUUGAAACAAUAUUAGAAUUUCUAUCUAGGGCACUUACUUGUGCAUGUUAUAAAGUAAUCUGUUAUAAAAGCCAUAGUUUACUCAAAUUGUUGAUCUCCAGCUUUUACUAUGUUGAGAAAGACAUAAUUUGUAAAAUUGUGCAUGUAGAACAUAAAUAUAAAACAACAAAUUAUUUCUUAAUUAUUUUUGACAUAAUUUGUAAAGGUGUGCAUGUAGAACAUAAAUGUAAAACAACAAAAUUCUUAAUUAUUUUUGAUAUUGACUAAUAUAUUCUGUUCAACAGAUGUUUAAAGUUCUACAAGCAGGUCUUUUCCCAUCUCUUAAUAUCUGUGAUAUUGAAAUAUGAAGAUGUUGAAAUGUAAUAGAUACUGCAUUUCAGCUUCUUUCUACAUGUAAGUGCACUGUAAGUGUAAAACUUCAGGUUAUAUAUAGAAUCGCCAUCUUCAUUAAGGAUGUUGAACUGUGAGGUUUCCUAGCAAUUGCCAAAUGAGCUGUAAGUGCAGAAUCCCUUUGUACUUCAAAGAGGAAAAGAAAGUGAGACCUGUCACAGCAGGCAUUAGUUUGGGAAAUUACAGAGAGGAUUAGUGUGGGAGUCAAAUUCUAGAAAGUCCUGUUUUAGAGCCCUGGGAUAGAAUGGUGUCUAUUACUUACAGUCUGGGGGACUUCCUUUUAGAGAUCAGCUUCCAUGAGAAGUUAAACAUAAGUAAUUAGUUUUAGGUACAGACGUUAAACAUGUAAUUUAACUAUUUGGGGAAAUAAUCCACUUUUUAGCAUUUCCAUUCAGUGAAUGGAGCUGGUAUUUACCUGUCAUUUUAAAUGAUACACUACCUUGAUUAUUGGUGCAGUUUGAAGCAUCUUGACUCCUUGUUUUUCCACUGUGAGAAAUCUUUUUUCUUUGUAGUGAUAUCAAGUAGUGAAAAUGUCAGCUCAGUAGUUAAUAGCUUUUAAAUGUUGGCCGAGAUGACACCCUGUCAAAUGAUCAUUAUCAACUACAGGUUCAGCAGUUUGGUUUUAGAGUAAAUACUGAGGAUCGCUCCCCUUCAGUUUUGUUCUUGAGAAAUACUCCUUUAAGACUGAGUGUUAAUUUUGUCAGUUUGGAUAAAUCAGCCUCCCUCAAUUUUCCCUCUUUCUAGUUAGAGAUACACACUUUCAAACUUGUGAACUAGAAAUGCUUGCUGUGAAUUUGUAUACAAACACUUAGUGGAUGAGAGUCUAAAAUGAACAAGUGGACAGUGAUACAAUUAGAUGCCCUUGCAGUUAUGAUCACUAGGAACUGCCUUUUUCUCCAUUUGAUUUCUGUAAUGGCAAUUGCUUACCAUGUACUGCUCAUAAAAGGAACAAAAGAGCUUGGAAAAGGUAGAUAAUACUGGGCAUUUAUUAGUAAUGCUUAUUUAUGAACUGACAGCUAGCUGAUUUCUCUAAAAUACUCUUUUAGUAUCUAAAUAGAUAAUGUCAACCAUUAUGGGUUGUUCCAAAUUCUGUUGUUUGAUUCCUCUCUAUACAGGAAAUGAAGCACAUAGUUACUCAUUAAAAUAGUCUUCCUUAGUAUGUGACUUUCUGUCAUCCCUCUGACGGGCUUCCAUAGCAGCAGCAUGUAGAGAGAGGAGUAAGAGGUUGCUUCUGGUCCUUUAAGCCUUACAUACAGUAGUACACUGUCAGGAUGGGAACUAGUCCUAGAAACUAGUGCUUGACAGUAGGACUUAUCGCUCCGUGUGGAUAGCAGUUUAUGUUCACUGUGUCAGAAUCUCAGGUGCCAUGUUUUCAGUCAGCACUCAAGUUUUGGGGAAUAGGGAGGCGUGUGUGUCUAUAUGGUGAGAAAGAGUAGACAUUUCCUGGGGAAAGGCCUGGCAGUUGUGCAUGCUGUUGGGUGUAUGACUAAAGAAAUACCAGGAUACAAGAAAAAGUCAGUUUAAUAAAAAUUAGCUUUGAGAGUAAAAUGGGUAAACCCCUCCCCCCGUUUUGGUUUUUUGAGACAAGGUCUCUGUGUAGCUCUGGUUAUCCUGAACCUCACUCUGCAGACCAGGCUGGCUUCAGACUCACAGAGAUCUGCCUGCCUCUGCUUCCCAAGUGCUGAGAUUACAGGCACGCAUCACUGACGGUCCAACAAAAUGUCGUUUUAUAAAGUAAGGAUCAAAGCUUGAUUUUGCAGGAAAGCUUGCUCAUAAAUGUCUCUUAGGUUCUCUUCAGAACUGUUAAUUUAUAAAUAAGUAAGAUAAUUAUUCCUUUUUAUUUCUUCCCUUAUUUUUUGAGACUGGGUCUCACUAUGUAACCCUGGCAUAUAGACCAGGUCUCAAAUUGUAAGAGAUCUGCUUGGCUCUGUACCCCAAAUGCUGGGAUUAGAGGUAUGCACCGCUAUACCUGGCUACCCCACUUUUUAUACAGUCAUAAAAGUGCAAGCUGGUUUUCCUUAUUCUUUCAUAACCUCAUCCCAUACAAUUGAAUGUAGUAAAUUAUUAUUACAGUUGUUACUCACUCACAUUGGUUGGUUAAAUGUGGACACGAUGAAGCAAGAUUUAGGAAUUAUUUAGUGGUCAGAAUAGUGGUGGUGAAGAGAAACCAACCAAGUGAAGUGGUUGUCGUAGCAGUAGGUAGUGCAGAUGGCCUUGUUCGUUCUUCAUGCCCCGUAGAAGCCAUGCUAUUAGACUGCCCCAGACAGAAAGCAUGUGUGUGGUGGUGGCUGUGGAGCUCUGUCUACCUUCAAAUGGAAAAUUUUUAGAUUUAAAUUUAGAUCUUUAAAUUUUGUUUCGCUAGUCAUCGUAACUCUAAAUGGUCAACAUGAAGUUAGCAGAGUGUGUUUUAACACAUACUUCAGGCUGAGUCACUACCUGGACUACAGGAUAGAUGAAGCACUACAGUCUCUAUCAGAAAGUGGAAUAUGGGUAUUUAGAUUUCAUUUUAUGUAAUGAGCAUUUUUCUUGCUUAUGGGGAAAGAAAUAAAACAACAGAUUUCUUUUAUAGCUUUGUCUGCAUCCUCUCUGACAGAGAUUUUGAUAACCACUGAAAUGGUAGAUUAUGUGAGAUGCAAAUACUAAGUCGUCCACUGCCUUUUAAGAUGAGCGUACUUUGAGAACUGACUUAUGUCUGUGUAAGAAAAGUCAGUUUCAUCUUUUUAGUUGCACAAAAACAAUUUUUUGAAGCUUAAUAGAACCUACAUUAACUACCAAACCACAUUCACUCACUUAGCUAUUUUCUGAGAACCAAGCCAGUGUGGAAAGCAGAGUAUAUUUUAGGCUCUAAUCUGCUGAGACGGGGACUACAGACUUGACGGCAUCAUAGAAAUGUAGGUUCCUGAUGUCACUAUGGGAAGUAGGAACUAUUAUUUACAUGUGAAAAUGUUUUUUAUUACUUUGUAUUUAUAUAGAAUUUUAAAACCAAGGUCUUUCUCUAGAACUUGCUUUCUAUCUUUUGCCUUCCCCUAAAUGUUUGACUUGUGUUGGGUAGUUUUGAUUGAGAGGCUAGUAUGGAAAUGGGUCCAGUACCUACAGCAGCCCUUUAAAGAAGCAAAGCCUUUAUUGACCUCCACUGUUUUCUGUUUUAUUGUGAAAAAGGCUUCCUUUCAAUUUGUCUUUAAUGAAAGACUGGAGAUUGAUCUAUAGGAAAAUUGGAAACAAUUUUUUUAUUAUGCCAAAUUUUAGCCUACCUGUCAAUACUAUUUAAAAUUAUGUACGUAUUCAGCAUAUGUCAUUUAUAACAUUAAAUUCUGAUUGUGUUUUGAAAAUACACUGAACCAAAAGUUUAUUUGUAAUUUGGAAUGUGAUUGCAUACUAGGAAAACAUCUCAUUUUGAAACUUACCUGACACAGUAAGGAACAUACCAGUUCUAAACUCAGCUGGUCGUUAAGCAUCACUCCUAACUCACCUCACACAUUAUUGUUUUGCAGUAAUGGAGAGAUGUCCAUAGGGGCUGCAGUUACCAGUGUGAUUGUUGUGAGGCAAUAAAUGUUUAGAGAUGUGUCUCCUGAUCUAAUAGGAAAGUUCAGUGUUAACAAAUAUGCAAAGAAUUCUGAAUGCAAAUGGUUUGAAUUUUUAAGGCUUCCCUAAGAAGUUAUUCAGUGAGAAUUCAUUUUGAAGGUAUAAGACUGCUCUCUGUCUCUCACUCAUAGUUGGAUUUAUUUGUAUUCUGACAAAAGAGAAAAAAAUACAAUAAAAUAUUGGGCCACCUUGUAAGUGUGGUACAAGCUCUUCCCCUCCCUCCUUUCUCUCUUGCAUAUAGUAUUACAUGGUAGAAAACGUUGGGAUAAAAUUCUUAGACUCACAGGAAGCAAAAUCACUGGCCUUUAAGAUUUGUGUUUCUCCACUCAUCUGUGUGUUGUGUGCACAAAUCCCCGCUCUCACGCACUCAAGACUGAGUUUACAGUUCACCAUUGUUAGAGAUUCAUACAGGUUUUCUUUUGUUUGGUUGACAGUUUCUAUAUGUCACCAGAGCUGCAGUUAUUGGUGACAUAAUAUGACAAUUUCCUAAAUUCUUUUUCAUAAUUAUUCCUUUAUGGAAUUUCUUCUACUUUUGCACAAUUUGAGUUUAGUUUUGAUCUUGAAAUAGUCAUAUAGGUUGUAAAAUAGGUUUGUGUAUUUUUGUUUGAGAACACUUUCCUCCUUAAAUUGUCCUGCCGAAAUGACUAUUUUUUAGGGAAAAUAGUUUUUUACAGCUACUAAACUGUAUUUGUUAUUUUUGUAUAUGCAUAACCAGGGUGGUGAAAUCACUAAUAUUUUAGGGAAUACUUUUGUUAUAUUUGAUUUUUUCCUAUACAUUUAAGUUAUUACUUAAAAUUAUUGGUAGAAAUAAUGUUGUGAAGAUAGCAUAUAAGGAACACAGAAUAGAAAUCAUUUCUGAAGACAAAAAUCAGGACUGCUGCCAGUGCCAGGUAAUGGAAGCAGAAGGAGGAUUCGCGUUGUGCAAUUGCUUAAGCUAUGCACGGAGACAAAAGUCUGUUCUCGUGAUGGGACAGGUUCUCUAGUAAGAUAGUUAGAUGGGACAAAAACGAUCUAAACUAUGAAAUGCAACGUAGGCGCCAUAUUGUAAAUUGUGCCAAGAUUAUGCAAAUUGUAGUUACUGAUCAAAGUUGUUUCUCUGUUAUUAUUUUAAAGGAAAUACUGAAUGUCAGAAAAUCUGUAUUAUGUUUUAUUUGACAGAUGUAAAUAAUGUAUACAGUCUUAUAUGUGGCAGAAUGGGAGGUAUUUAAAUUUUAGGUUUUUUUUCUUUAGAAGAAAAUGUUUAUAAGAAAAAAACCCUAAUAAAUACUUUUGUUUGGCCAUGA